Molecule: messenger RNA, 1003 nt
Organism: Magallana angulata
Lineage: Eukaryota; Metazoa; Mollusca; Bivalvia; Ostreida; Ostreidae
Product: fibrinogen-like protein 1
Exons: 6
Coding region: 3-995 (330 amino acids)
Source: RefSeq, a predicted model, not a curated record
ACAUGUUGACUUCACUGUUCUUCUUCGGAACUGUGUUGUGUUCUCUGACAGCUGCUUCACAGGCAUCCGAAUUUUUUCAUUAUGAGGGUGAAAUCGCCUACGAAAAUAAUUAUGGAACAAUAUCAGAGAUCUCAAUGUCAAGUAUUCGAUGUGCAGCAAAAUGUCUAGAUGACCUGUCCUGUAACGCUAUAGAACUGUGCUCUUCGCCCUCUGGACAGACAUGUAGACUCAGCAAAGGUUGGAAGAACACCGGCUGCACACUGUCGCAGUCCAGGUGUAAAAGAUUUCAAAUUGUCGACGAAUGUGGCGGAGAGGGAUACGUUGACAGAAGAAACGGUAGUUGUACCUAUGAACCUUGUCAGACGUGUGACUGUCUAUCUAGAUUCACACAGAUUUCUGGGGUUUAUAAUAUUGUUAUCGGCGGGGAUCUAAAAAGUGUUUACUGUUCGUUCGAGAGCAGCCAUACCUGGACAGUGGUUCAAAGGAGACAAGACGGUUCCGAAGACUUCUACAGAAACUGGUCAGAUUAUGAAUUUGGAUUUGGGUCACCUGCAUCUGAAGUUUGGCUUGGAAACAAGUACAUCCAUCGUCUGAACGCUGACUGCCACACAGUACUGAGGAUUGAGUUGGAGGACCAUGAUGGAAACAAGCGGUAUGCUGAGUACAGCAGUUUUACCGUGGCUGACGUCACAGACAAUUACAGGAUCCAGGUGUCUGGAUACUCUGGAGAUGCCGGUAAUACAUUAGAACAAACAUGCGGUAUCUGUAACAAUGGGAUGCCAUUUACCACGUUUGACAAGGACAAUGAUAAUUGGGACGGUGUGAACUGUGCUGUGUGGGCCAAAGGAGGAUGGUGGCAUAACCACUGUCAAAACACCUGCCUGAAUGGACUGUAUGGUGACGACAGGUACGGACAGGGCGUGAACUGGGAAGACUGGAAGACUCUAAGAUACUCACUGAAAUCCUCCGUCAUGAAAAUCAGAAAGCUGUAUUGACGAGCAAG